Nyctereutes procyonoides (raccoon dog) is the source of this 3393-nucleotide messenger RNA. Its product is annotated as protocadherin beta-6-like. The coding region runs from base 149 to 2596 and encodes 815 amino acids. Gene Ontology annotation, biological process: homophilic cell-cell adhesion. The record is from RefSeq and is a predicted model, not a curated record. The transcript has a single exon. Gene Ontology annotation, cellular component: plasma membrane. Lineage: Eukaryota; Metazoa; Chordata; Mammalia; Carnivora; Canidae. Gene Ontology annotation, molecular function: calcium ion binding.
CGGUGGACUUCAAUUUAUUCAGAAGCCCCCCAAAAUACAGAACACAUUUACAGCCAAAUAAGAUAGAAGCAUCCAGGACAGCAGUCGUCGCCAAAAAAAGUUAUAAGACGAAUUGGAAAUUCAACAGCAAAGACAUUUCAGAGGGUCGAUGGUGGACGUGAUGGUGAGGACCGGAAAAGGAUUUUUUCCUCUGGGAUCAGACAUAAAGGAGAUGGCACAAACAAAAGUACAUCGCAAGAAAAGGCAAGUGGCAAUUCUCAUUAUAUGGAUGCUUUUGUGGGAAGCCGGUUCAGAACCGAUUCAAUAUUCUGUACUGGAGGAGUCAGAAAGUGGCACGUUUGUGGCCAAUUUGACAAAGGACUUGGGACUCAGGAAAGGAGAAAUGGCUGCACGGGGUGCCCAGGUUGUUUUCAAGGGGAACAGACAGUGUUUGCAGCUUGACCCACAGACCUAUGAUUUGCUGCUGAAUGAGAAACUGGACAGGGAAGAGCUGUGCGGCUCCACUGAGCCAUGUGUGCUACCUUUCCAAGUGUUACUGGAAAAUCCCUUGCAGUUUUUUCAGGCUGCUUUACGAGUCAGAGAUAUAAAUGACCACGCCCCGGAGUUCCCAGCCAGAGAAAUGCUACUAAAAAUAUCAGAAAUUACUACACCAGGAAAGCUAUUUCCUUUGAAAAUGGCACAGGAUUUAGAUGCUGGUAGCAACAGUCUUCAGAGCUACACAAUCAGCACCAAUCCUCAUUUCCACGUUCUCACUCGCAAUCGCAGCGAUGGCAGGAAGUUCCCGGAGCUGGUGCUGGACAAAGCCUUGGACCGCGAGGAGCAGCCGGAGCUUAGGCUUACUCUCACGGCUCUGGAUGGUGGGUCUCCACCCCGGUCUGGGACCGUGGAGAUUCAGAUCCUGGUCUUGGACAUCAAUGACAAUGCCCCCGAGUUUGCUCAGGAGCUCUAUGAGACACAGAUCCCAGAAAACAGUUCCCUGGGCUCUCUGAUAAUCACUGUCUCAGCGAGAGAUUUAGAUGCAGGACCCUUUGGGGAGGUAUCUUAUGCCCUGUUUCAGGUAGAUGACGUUAAUCAACCCUUUGAAAUACACGCAAUUACAGGAGAAAUUAGACUGAGAAAGACUUUGGAUUUUGAGGAGUUUCAAUCUUAUCAUGUGGAUAUUGAGGCUACAGAUGGUGGGGGACUAUCAGGGAAAUGCUCUUUAGUGAUCAAGGUUCUGGAUGUAAAUGACAACACUCCUCAAUUGACCAUGUCGUCGUUCACCAGUGCCAUCCCCGAAAACCUCCCAGAGAUCAUAGUGGCAGUUUUCAGUGUAUCAGAUGCAGAUUCUGGCCAAAAUCAACAGGUUAUUUGUUCUAUAGAUGACAAUCUCCCCUUUCUUCUACGGCCAUCAGUCGAGAAUUUCUAUACCUUGGUAACAAAUGGGGCGCUGGACAGAGAGAGCCAGGCGGAGUACAACAUCACCAUCACCGUCAGUGACUUGGGGACCCCCAGGCUGAAGACCCAGCACAACAUCACCGUGACGGUCUCAGACGUCAACGACAACGCCCCCGCCUUCAGCCAGACCACCUACACCCUGCGCGUCCGCGAGAACAACAGCCCCGCCCUGCACAUCGGCACCGUGAGCGCCACCGACAGGGACGCGGGCGCCAACGCCCAGGUCACCUACUCGCUGCUGCCGCCCCGGGACCCGCACCUGCCGCUCGCCUCGCUGGUGUCCAUCAACGCGGACAACGGGCAGCUGUUCGCGCUCAGGUCCCUGGAUUACGAGGCGCUGCAGGCCUUCGAGGUCCGCGUGGGCGCGGCCGACCGCGGCUCGCCCGCGCUGAGCAGCCAGGCGCUGGUGCGCGUGCUGGUGCUGGACGACAACGACAACGCGCCCUUCGUGCUGUACCCGCUGCAGAACGGCUCUGCGCCCUGCACCGAGCUGGUGCCGCGGGCGGCCGAGGCGGGCUACCUGGUGACCAAGGUGGUGGCGGUGGACGGCGACGCGGGUCAGAACGCCUGGCUGUCGUUCCAGCUGCUCAAGGCCACGGAGCCCGGGCUGUUCGGCGUGUGGGCGCACAACGGCGAGGUGCGCACGGCCCGGCUGCUGAGCGAGCGCGACGCGGUCAAGCACAGGCUGCUGGUGCUGGUCAAGGACAAUGGCGAGCCGCCGCUGUCGGCCAGCGUCACGCUGCACGUGCUGCUGGUGGACGGCUUCUCGCAGCCCUACCUGCCGCUGCCGGACGUGGCGGCGGCCGAGGCCCGGGCCGACCCGCUCACCGUCUACCUGGUCAUCGCCUUGGCGUCCGUGUCGUCGCUCUUCCUGUGCUCGGCGCUGGCGUUCGUGGCGGUGCGGCUGUGCAGGAGGAGCGGGGCGGCGUCGGGGGGUGGCUGCGCGGUGCCCGAGGGCCACUUUCCGGGCCACCUGGUGGACGUCAGCGGCGCGGGGACCCUGUCCCAGAGCUACCAGUACGAGGUGUGUCUGACGGGAGGGACUGGGACCAGCGAGUUCAAGUUCCUCAAGCCUAUUAUCCCCAAUUUCGUGGGUGAAGGGGCUGGUAGGGCCACCGAGGAAAACUCUAACUUUAGAGAUCAUUUUGGGUUCAGUUAAGCAUCUCACCUUAAGAGGAGAUAAACGAUAAUAAUUAAUGUACUAUUAGUUUGCAACCUGUUCAUUCGCAUACAGAGCAGCAUAUGCAUACAUUAAUAAUGAUUGACAUAUUUAUAGUUAUUUCAGCUUGUUUUUUUAUUUUAUUUAUUUAUGAUAGUCACACACACAGAGAGAGAGAGAGGCAGAGACAUAGGCAGAGGGAGAAGCAGGCUCCAUGCACCGGGAGCCCGAUGUGGGAUUCGAUCCCAGGUCUCCAGGAUCACGCCCUGGGCCAAAGGCAGGCGCCAAACCGCUGCGCCACCCAGGGAUCCCCUAUUUCAGCUUGUUGAAGUGUUUACAUUCUGAGCCUCUGGGUGUUUGUUGUCUUCGCUGUUAUUUUUAGCCAAGUCACAUUUGCAUGUGCAUAGUGGAGAAAUGAUGUUUCUCAAUCUUGGGGGGGAGGUCAGAUUUUUGGAGGUCAGCAAUGUUUUCAGGUUCCUGAUGUUUGAGCUUGUUCAGUAAUACCUUGUUAUGACUAGGAGAAUUGUGUUUUCUGAUUAUCAUCAGCAUAGUGUCUUGUAAAUGAAGACUUUCAAUCUUAAAAAUACUUUUCAUUUAUACAAAAAUUUUUUAUUACUUUGGAAAUGAUUGGAUCUCUGUAGUGUUGUUGUGAAAAUGCUAUUGUCUUUCCUCAAAGAAACUAGUAUUUUAUCUGGGUGUUUUUCCUAAGCUCAAUAUUUUCUUUCAAAAAUGGUAUCUUUGAACAAGACCAUCUGAUACAAUUUUAAAGAAUUCCAUCCCUGUUAAACAGAAAAAAU